Molecule: messenger RNA, 3294 nt
Organism: Komagataella phaffii GS115
Lineage: Eukaryota; Fungi; Ascomycota; Pichiomycetes; Pichiales; Pichiaceae
Product: Cytosolic leucyl tRNA synthetase, ligates leucine to the appropriate tRNA
Exons: 2
Coding region: 1-3294 (1097 amino acids)
Biological process (GO): leucyl-tRNA aminoacylation
Molecular function (GO): ATP binding; leucine-tRNA ligase activity; aminoacyl-tRNA deacylase activity
Source: RefSeq, a predicted model, not a curated record
AUGAGUGCUCCAGAGUCCAAGACCAUCGUCCUCGAGAAUACCUCUCGUAGGGAUGCCUUGAUUGAAAUCGAAAAGAAGUAUCAGAAAAUAUGGCAAGAUGAAAAGGUGUUUGAGGUAGAUGCACCUACUUUUGAAGAAGAACCUUACGGUAUUGAUAGUGACGAACUACACAGAAGAAGACCAAAACAUUUUUCUUCAAUGGCUUAUCCUUACAUGAACGGUGUCCUACACGCUGGUCAUGGGUUCACUUUAUCUAAAGUUGAGUUUGCUAACGGUUUUGAAAGAAUGACUGGUAAGAAGUCUCUUUUCCCACUUGGUUUCCACUGUACUGGUAUGCCAAUCAGUGCCGCUGCUGACAAGUUGGCCAGAGAAAUUGAGCAGUUUGGUGAGGACUUUUCCAGAUUCCCAGCUGAUGCUGAGGAGGAGGAAGAACCUGCCCCCAAAGAGGUUAAGCAGAGAGAUGACCUGUCGAAGUUCAGUGCUAAAAAAUCCAAGGUUGUAGCCAAACAGGGCAGAAGUAAGUUUCAAUUUGAAAUCUUACAGCAGCUGGGUAUUCCAGAUGAAGAAAUUCCAAAGUUUGCGGACCCAUACUAUUGGUUAACUUAUUUUCCUCCCUUGUGUCAGAAUGAUGUUACUUCGUUUGGUGCCCGUGUUGACUGGCGUCGUUCCAUGAUCACCACUGACCUUAAUCCCUAUUAUGAUGCUUUUGUCAGGUGGCAAAUGAACAAACUAAAGGAAGAUGGAAAGAUCAAAUUUGGUAAGAGAUACACUAUUUACUCAGAAAAAGACGGUCAACCUUGUAUGGAUCACGACAGACAGUCUGGUGAAGGUGUCACUCCUCAAGAAUACACCUGUAUAAAAAUCAAGAUUACUGAAUUUGCUCCCGAAGCUCAGGGAUACCUGAAACAAAAGAAUUUUGACUUCGCUUCUAACGAGAUAUUUUUGGUAGCUGCUACACUGAGACCAGAGACUAUGUACGGUCAAACAUGUUGUUUUGUCUCAAAAAAGAUUGAUUACGGUAUUUUUGAAGCUGCUCAAGGGCAAUUUUACAUUUGUACUGAACGUGCGUUCAAGAAUAUGUCCUUCCAAGGUCUCACACCUCAACGUGGUUACUACAAGCCCGUGGUUCAAAUUAAUGGUUCCGUUUUGAUCGGUUCUAAAAUCACUGCUCCUUUGGCUGCUGAGAAAGAACUCAGAAUUUUGCCUAUGGAUACCAUCUUGCCAAACAAAGGAACUGGUGUCGUCACUUGUGUUCCGUCUGAUUCUCCCGAUGACUACAUCAACACCAGGGACUUAGCCCACAAAUCAGAGUACUAUGGUAUCAAGAAGGAAUGGGUUAUUGAAGACUUUGUCGCUUUGAUUAGAACUGAGAAGUACGGUGACAAAUGUGCUGAAUAUCUCGUAAACGAACUCAAAAUCAAGUCGCCAAAAGACGCUGUUCAGUUGGCAAAGGCCAAGGAAUUGGCUUACAAGGAAGGUUUCUACAACGGUAUUAUGAUUUAUGGUAAAUUCACUGGUGAAAAGGUUGAGAAUGCCAAGCGCUUAGUCAGAGACCAAAUGCUUGAGGAGAACACUGCUUUCGUCUACAAUGAGCCCGAGGGAGUUGUCAUGUCUCGUUCUGGAGAUGAAUGUGUUGUUUCCUUAGAAGACCAAUGGUAUCUGGACUAUGGUGAAGAAAGUUGGAAGGCGCUGGCACUUGAAUGUCUUGACAAUAUGAACCUGUUCAGUCCUGAAACUGAGCAUGCCUUUGAAGGUGUCUUAAACUGGCUGAAGAACUGGGCUGUGUCAAGAACGUACGGUUUAGGUACUCGUAUCCCAUGGGACAAGAAGUACCUUGUCGAGUCAUUGUCUGACUCUACGGUUUACCAUUCUUUCUACACAUUCUGCCACCUGCUCCACUCUGAUUACUAUGGUAAGGAGGUCGGUCCAUUAGGAAUUACUGCUGAUCAAAUGACCGACGAUGUAUUUGAUUACAUUUUCUGCCGCACUGAAGAAAUCAAGUCCGACAUUCCAGCGGAGAACCUGAAAAAAUUGAGAAGAGAGUUUGAGUACUUCUACCCCCUAGACAUCUCCAUUUCUGGUAAAGAUUUGAUUCCUAACCAUCUGACCUUCUGUAUCUAUGUUCACACAGCUUUGUUCCCCAAGAGAUUCUGGCCCAAAGGGAUCCGUGCUAAUGGUCAUUUAAUGCUAAACAAUGCCAAGAUGUCAAAAUCCACUGGAAACUUCAUGACAUUGCACCAAAUAGUUGAAAAGUUUGGUGCCGAUGCUGCUCGUAUUGCUUUAGCUGAUGCUGGUGAUACAACGGAAGAUGCCAAUCUUGAUGAAAGCAAUGCCAACGCCGCCAUUCUUCGUCUCUUUACCUUCAAAGAAUGGGCAGAGGAAAUUGUCAAGAAUGCUGACUCUCUCAGAUCCGGUCCAAUUGAAAAGUUCUUUGAUGUUGCCUUUGAGAAUGAGAUGAACAGACUGAUCGAGGAGACGUACGAACAAUACUCCCUGACCAACUUCAAAUCUGCCUUAAAAUACGGCCUGUUCGAUUAUCAGACGGCUCGUGAUUAUUAUAGAGAGUCUGUCGGUGCUGGAAACAUGCACAGGGACUUAGUUCUUCGAUACAUUGAGACCCAGGUAUUGAUGCUUGCUCCAGUUGCUCCUCACUUUGCUGAGUACAUUUACCGUGAAGUUUUGCAGAACAAAGGCUCUGUCCAAUUUGCUGCUUUCCCAAGAGCUUCAAAGCCUGUCGCCGUUUCUGUAACGAGUGCGCUAGAAUAUGUUAAGGACCUGCAACGGUCCAUCAGAGAGGUUGAAGGUGCUGGACUAAAGAAGAAGAAGGGAAAACAAGAAUUAGACCCAUCUAAACCUGUCAAGGUUACCUUGUAUGUUGCUUCUACCUUCCCUGAAUGGCAAACUCAAUUUAUUGAGCUAGUACGUGAGGCCUUUGAGCAACAAACGUUAGAUGAUACCAAGAGUUUGAGAGAGAAGAUAGAGCCAAAGGAGAUAAAACGUGCUAUGCCAUUUAUCUCUAUUUUGAAGCAACGUCUGCAACAAGAAUCACCAGAAGUUGUGUUCAAUAGAGAAGCAUCCUUCAACGAAGAAGAAACUAUUAAGAGUGUUCUGCAUAACUUGAAGCGCAGUCCAGCUAUCCUCAAGGUAGAGCAAUUUCAAGUUAUAUCAUUCAAACCAGGAUCUAAGAUUGGUAAGGAUAUUGAGACCGGAGGAGAUAUAGAGAUUACUGCCACAGGAAAGGUUGUUGACAGUGCUGUUCCAGGAGAACCUGGUAUUAGUAUUAAAAACUUGUAG